Molecule: messenger RNA, 2803 nt
Organism: Chelonus insularis
Lineage: Eukaryota; Metazoa; Arthropoda; Insecta; Hymenoptera; Braconidae
Product: ras association domain-containing protein 8-like
Exons: 10
Coding region: 388-2061 (557 amino acids)
Biological process (GO): signal transduction
Source: RefSeq, a predicted model, not a curated record
UAUAUUCGUGUUUACAUUUUUUUUUUCAAGAGUGCCAUUCCUUUCAUUACAAUUUACUACACAACAAUCAUUCUACUAAAUAGUUGCUUGAUACUUAUUGAUUCAUACAAUGCUUAGAUUACAAAAAACUAGGGUGCGGACAACUUGGUCAAUAAAUGGGAGGUUUUAAAGAGUGGAAUGAGUUAUUUAUUGGAGUUUAUGUGAAUUAUAACCUUUCUCUGGUCAAAGAAUCGACUUAAUUCAAUAAAUAUAAGUGGAUUAAAUGCUAGAGAAAUCCAUUUAAUAGUAAUAAGUGGGAAAAUUAUUGUUAUAUUGAGGUUUUGUUAGUGUACAUUUGUAGAAUAGUGAAAAGAAUGCAGUACAAAAACUGUCACAGAUGAAACAAUAAUGGAGUUAAAAGUUUGGGUAGAAGGGAUACAACGUAUUGUUUGUGGUGUCACUGAAACGACAACCUGUCAAGAUGUUGUGUAUGCACUUGCUCAUGCUACUGCACAAUCUGGAAGAUUUACUCUUGUUGAACGCUGGCGUAACAAUGAACGUUUUUUAGCACCAUUUGAAAAUCCUCUCACGGUUCUGAUGAAAUGGGGAGAAUACGCAUCAGAUGUGCAAUUGAUUUUAAGACGCUCAAAUUCGGAUGGAAAUAAACCACAACAAGGACCACUAAAUGCACGAUCAGCUUACGGAAUACGCCCAAAUGGAGUACAAGGCCCAGCUCUUGAUCCACUUAUAAACAAUAGAAGUCAAGAGGGUACCCACAAUAACGGAAACUCUGCGGCUGAAAGUCAUGAAUCACCGGAAGUACUCAAGAGGAAUCGAGAUAUUCGGAAGUCUCUCACAUUUAGUGGGCUUCAUGGAACAACAUCAGAUAAUAACAGUGAAGUACAAAUGGAAAAUAUUGCCGUAGUACAACCAACAUUACAAACUAAAGUAAAAGACGUACAUUCACGGAAAGCUGCUUUUAGAACAAAUGAAUCACCCACCAGAGUAUCAAGUAGUGAAGGUUUUAGAAAUUUAACACACAAACAAUAUCGAGAAAGUCCACCUUAUCGUGAUCCACCAGGUCCAGAUUCUUCACCUAUACGAACAUUGCCGCCUUAUCGUGAUCCACCUCCACCAAUUGUAACAAACUCUGCCAAGUUACAAGCACUAGAAAAUCAGACUAGUGAAGGUUUGGGUAUUUCCAAAGAUGAGCAAUCUUCGGCUACCAAUAUGAUGAAAAUAAAACGUAGUCAGGAGAUGCAAGAUACAAAGGGAUUGAUGCAAUCCAAUAGACCGCAACUUAGUCAACCACAGAAUAUGGUAGCUGUGGCUUACACUCAACGAUAUGCUGAACUUAUCAGACUAGUCAAUAAGCAACGCGAUACUAUUAAUGCACAUCAAGUUGAUCUCACAAAGUUAGAUGCUGAAAUAAUGUAUUGGGAGAAUAAAAAUAGGGAGCACUUUAAUCAAAUGGAUUUUAUUUCGCAAGAAAUAAAUCGUAUUGAAUCAACUGGACGUCUUAUUGAAGAACAGUUGAAUGAAUUGAUUAAUACAGAAGAUGAAAGUGAAAUUGUAAGGCAACAAGAAAAAACUUUAAAAUCUGAAAUUACUUUACUUCGAUCGAAACUUGCCAACUGCGAAACGGAAUUAUUGCAAUGUAAAAAUAAAAUAAGGUUAUUGAUGGAAGAAAUUAGUAUGGAACAACAUAGUAUAACUCGAGAAUCUGAAGAACGUUUGCUCAUGGAACGAAAAGUAAUGAAUGAAGUAGAACGAUUACAAACUGAAUUAGAUCAAGCAAAACGUUCAUCAGAUCACUCAAAUCAGUCAGCUGAUUUGCUAAAGCAAGAAGUUACAAAUAUAGAAUCUGCUAUCAUUGAAAAAAAGUUGCAAUUAGAAAGAUUAGUCAAUGAAAUGAAAGAAGCUAACUUACAAAGUUUAACUGUUGGAUGUCAAGAAGAACAAAUUAAAAAUUUGUUAGAAGGUGUUCAAAAACCCGGUAGUACUCGUAAAAUAAUAGGAUCCCCUAGGCAACUGGAGAAUGCAGUUCCAACUAGUAAAAACCCACAUGGUGUAUGGGUUUAAAAAAAAUUAUAAAUAAUUUUUUAAUUCAAUAGAAAAAGAAGUAAUUGAACGUAGUAAAUGUGCACAUUGUUGAAAAUGUGAAUUUAAAAUGAAAUUUGUAUGUAUAUUUGUUUAUUUAUAAAUUUAUUAUCGUUAAUUAAUUAUUUGAAUUACUCAUAUGUAUGAGAUUCUUUGUAUGCAAAUUUAUGUUAAGAAUCUUCUUUUCGCUUAUUUUUUUAAUUAACACAUUUGUACUGCUCACAGAUUUUUAUAUAUAUACUAAAAUUUACCUUACAAUUGAAUUGACUUUUCUAGAAUAAAGAAUAGAGAUUGUGAUACUAUAACGACAAAAAAUAGAAAUAUGAAAAAACUAUUGUACAUAAAAUACUCUAUUUUUUAGAAUUAUUUGUAUAAUAAUCGUGAGCUUUUUUAUUUUACUACCAUAGUCGAAUUUGGAUCAUUCGUCUCCAUAAAAUAAAUCGUUUUAAUUUGAUAUGAUUUACAAAGUAGAAAAAAAAACUAGGCCUAGCUGUACAGAUGUGAUGAUCAAAAUCGGAUGAAAGAAUUAGAAAUGGAGAUCCCUGUCAUCAACAAUAUCUAAAUUAUUUUGAUGAUGCUUUGCUGAUUUAUCAUUAAUGGAAUCAUGCGUGGAAAAAUCGACACUACUUUUUUGAGUAUCAAAACUUGAUUAACUUUCUAUGCCGAAGGAUUUUAUAUUCCAAUUAAUGUAGAAAUUUAUCGUGAAUUCGUCGAUAAUAAUCGU